AUUGUGAUGAAAAGUAAGAGUUAUUUGUAAUUUGAAUUUUUGUGUACUGCAAAGUAUAGUGCUUAUAAUCACCUAAUUGAUUAACAACUAAAACUGAAGAAUGGCAUCAUCUAAUACAUUACAAAAAGCAAUUGACCUGGUAACAAAGGCAACUGAAGAAGAUAAGAAUAAAAAUUAUGAGGAAGCACUAAGACUCUAUGAACAUGGGGUGGAAUACUUCCUUCAUGCUGUAAAGUAUGAAGCGCAAGGUGAAAAAGCUAAAGAGAGCAUUCGAGCAAAAUGUUUACAAUAUCUGGAUAGAGCAGAGAAAUUGAAAGAAUAUCUGAAGAAAGACCGGAAGAAGAAGCCAGUUAAAGAUGGAGAGUCUAAGAGCGAAGAUAAGAAGAGUGAUAGCGAUAGUGACUCUGAUGAUCCAGAAAAAAAGAAACUGCAAGGGAAACUUGAGGGUGCCAUAGUUGUGGAAAAGCCACAUGUAAAAUGGAGUGAUGUUGCUGGCUUAGAAGGAGCAAAGGAAGCAUUGAAAGAAGCUGUUAUUUUACCCAUUAAAUUUCCCCACCUAUUCACAGGCAAAAGGAUACCUUGGAAAGGUAUUUUACUAUUUGGUCCACCUGGUACUGGUAAAUCAUAUUUAGCCAAAGCUGUUGCUACAGAAGCAAACAACUCUACAUUCUUCUCUGUUUCAUCAUCUGACCUUGUUUCCAAAUGGCUUGGUGAAUCAGAGAAAUUAGUGAGGAAUUUAUUUGAGCUUGCUCGACAACAUAAACCGAGCAUCAUUUUCAUAGAUGAAAUUGAUUCUCUUUGUUCUUCACGUUCUGACAAUGAGUCUGAGUCAGCUAGGAGGAUCAAGACAGAGUUUCUUGUUCAAAUGCAAGGUGUUGGCAAUGAUAUGGAUGGUAUAUUGGUACUUGGAGCUACGAAUAUACCUUGGGUCCUUGAUGCUGCUAUUAGAAGGCGUUUUGAGAAGCGUAUAUACAUCGCUCUACCAGAAGAACAUGCUCGUUUGGUUAUGUUUAAGUUGCAUCUCGGAAACACAAGACAUCAGUUGUCCGAGCAAGAUAUGAAGGUUUUAGCUACAAAGACAGAAGGUUAUUCGGGAGCUGAUAUAAGUAUUGUUGUUCGUGAUGCUCUGAUGCAACCAGUACGUAAAGUCCAAUCGGCCACUCACUUUAAGAAAAUUUCUGGACCAAGUCCAAUUGAUCCUAACGUGAUUGUUCAUGAUUUGCUGACUCCGUGUUCUCCUGGUGAUCCGGGGGCGAUGGAAAUGACAUGGAUGGAAGUACCGAGUGACAAGUUGGGUGAACCACCGGUGACAAUGUCUGAUAUGUUGAGAUCUCUUGCUACUUCUAAACCUACUGUCAAUGAUGAUGACAUGAUCAAACUUAAGAAGUUCAUGGAAGAUUUUGGUCAAGAGGGCUAAAUGAAUUAGUUCAUAUACAUUUUUGUUGUGAUUAAAUACAUGAUUCACUAUUUCAUGAUCUUAGAGUUAGACCAUGGGUCUCCAAAGCCUGUCAGUGAUAAUAAAAUGCACAGGCUAAAAAAUGAAACCUGAAUUUGAACUAGAUCUU
This is a messenger RNA of Papilio machaon (common yellow swallowtail), 1565 nucleotides long. RefSeq names its product vacuolar protein sorting-associated protein 4 (gene Vps4). Lineage: Eukaryota; Metazoa; Arthropoda; Insecta; Lepidoptera; Papilionidae. Gene Ontology annotation, molecular function: ATP binding; ATP hydrolysis activity. The coding region runs from base 101 to 1417 and encodes 438 amino acids. The record is from RefSeq and is a predicted model, not a curated record. The transcript is spliced from 2 exons. Gene Ontology annotation, biological process: endosomal transport; vacuole organization.